Pteropus alecto (black flying fox) is the source of this 5397-nucleotide messenger RNA. RefSeq names its product SMAD specific E3 ubiquitin protein ligase 1 (gene SMURF1). Gene Ontology annotation, molecular function: protein binding; ubiquitin protein ligase activity. The coding region runs from base 16 to 2199 and encodes 727 amino acids. Lineage: Eukaryota; Metazoa; Chordata; Mammalia; Chiroptera; Pteropodidae. The record is from RefSeq and is a predicted model, not a curated record. The transcript is spliced from 18 exons. Gene Ontology annotation, biological process: ubiquitin-dependent protein catabolic process; negative regulation of BMP signaling pathway.
UUAGUCUUCAAUGAAAUGCCUGUGUCUUCUAGGUGGCUCUAUAGUGCCACCUUCAAGGUAUUAUGUGCCAAGAACCUUGCAAAGAAAGACUUCUUCAGACUCCCCGACCCUUUUGCAAAGAUUGUUGUGGACGGAUCUGGGCAGUGCCACUCGACGGACACUGUGAAAAACACAUUGGAUCCAAAGUGGAACCAGCACUAUGAUCUAUAUGUUGGGAAAACUGAUUCUAUAACCAUCAGCGUGUGGAACCACAAGAAAAUUCACAAGAAGCAGGGAGCUGGCUUCCUGGGCUGUGUGCGGCUGCUCUCCAAUGCCAUCAGCAGAUUAAAAGAUACUGGAUACCAGCGUUUGGAUCUAUGCAAACUAAAUCCCUCAGAUACUGAUGCAGUUCGUGGCCAAAUAGUGGUCAGCUUACAGACGCGAGACAGAAUAGGCACUGGAGGGUCUGUGGUAGACUGCAGAGGACUGUUAGAAAACGAAGGCACCGUGUAUGAAGACUUGGGGCCUGGAAGGCCACUCAGCUGCUUCAUGGAGGAGCCAGCCCCUUACACAGACAGUACCGGUGCUGCUGCUGGCGGAGGGAACUGCAGAUUUGGGGACUCCCCAGGUCAAGAUCAAAGACUUCAGGCACAGCGACUUCGAAAUCCUGAGGUCCGAGGGUCACUCCAGACGCCUCAGAACCGACCACAUGGCCACCAGUCACCAGAACUGCCCGAAGGCUAUGAACAAAGAACAACAGUGCAGGGGCAAGUUUACUUUUUGCACACGCAGACGGGAGUUAGCACGUGGCACGACCCCAGAAUACCAAGAGACCUUAACAGUGUGAACUGUGAUGAACUUGGACCACUGCCACCAGGCUGGGAAGUCAGAAGUACCGUUUCUGGGAGAAUAUAUUUUGUAGAUCAUAAUAACCGAACAACCCAGUUUACAGACCCAAGGUUACACCACAUCAUGAAUCACCAGUGCCAACUAAAGGAGCCCAGCCAGCCGCUGCCAUUGCCCAGUGAGGGCUCCGUGGAAGACGAGGAGCUUCCUGCCCAGAGAUACGAAAGAGAUUUAGUCCAGAAACUAAAGGUCCUCAGACAUGAACUUUCACUUCAGCAGCCCCAGGCUGGUCAUUGCCGUAUCGAAGUAUCCAGAGAAGAAAUAUUUGAGGAGUCUUAUCGCCAGAUAAUGAAGAUGCGCCCAAAGGACUUGAAAAAACGACUGAUGGUGAAAUUCCGUGGAGAAGAGGGUUUGGAUUAUGGUGGAGUGGCAAGGGAGUGGCUUUAUUUAUUGUGCCAUGAAAUGUUGAAUCCAUAUUAUGGACUCUUCCAGUAUUCUACGGACAAUAUUUACAUGUUACAAAUCAACCCAGAUUCUUCAAUCAACCCUGACCAUUUGUCUUAUUUCCAUUUUGUGGGUCGAAUCAUGGGUCUGGCUGUCUUCCACGGACACUACAUAAAUGGGGGUUUCACAGUUCCCUUCUAUAAGCAGCUAUUGGGGAAACCCAUCCAGCUCUCUGAUUUGGAAUCGGUGGACCCAGAACUACAUAAAAGCUUGGUGUGGAUUCUAGAGAAUGAUAUCACCCCUGUGCUGGACCACACCUUCUGUGUGGAACACAACGCUUUUGGGAGGAUUCUUCAGCAUGAACUGAAACCCAAUGGCAGAAAUGUUCCUGUCACAGAGGAGAACAAAAAAGAAUAUGUCCGGUUAUAUGUAAAUUGGAGAUUUAUGAGAGGAAUCGAAGCUCAAUUCUUAGCUCUUCAGAAAGGGUUUAACGAACUCAUUCCUCAACACUUAUUGAAGCCUUUUGACCAGAAGGAACUAGAGCUGAUAAUAGGCGGCCUGGAUAAAAUAGACUUGAAUGACUGGAAGGCCAACACGCGGCUGAAGCACUGUGUGGCUGACAGCAACGUUGUCAGGUGGUUCUGGCAAGCGGUGGAGACCUUCGACGAGGAGAGGAGGGCCAGGCUCCUGCAGUUCGUGACAGGAUCGACCCGAGUCCCACUCCAGGGCUUCAAGGCCUUGCAAGGCUCUACAGGCGCGGCAGGACCCCGGCUGUUCACCAUCCACCUGAUCGACGCAAACACAGACAACCUCCCGAAGGCCCACACCUGCUUUAACCGGAUUGACAUUCCGCCUUAUGAGUCUUAUGAGAAGCUCUACGAGAAGUUGCUGACAGCAGUGGAGGAGACCUGUGGGUUUGCUGUGGAAUGAAGAACAACCAAAGGCAACAGAUUCUAGCUCAUGACCGCCAGACCAAAAGCAUACCGCUUUCUGCGCGCCUCCUGCGAAGCGGGCUGAGGCACUGGAAUUCUAGAUAACCUGAGGGAAAGGCUUGUCUCCCCACUCCUUUUCGUUGGGGGAGCGAGGGGGGCGGGGGGACUUUGGUUGGUGGCUCCCAUCCAUAUCUUCCUCCCUUACGACAGUACUCCCACCCCCUUCCAUCACCCAUCCAAUAAAACGCGCGGCCAGGUUUAGAUUUGGCUUCGGUCACACAGGAUGUGCUGCCCCAGUUGUAACACACACAGGGUAGGCUGGCUGCCCUGUGCUCCUUACAGGAGUGUUGACCUGCGGUUCUGGAACCGAGCUUGGCUCACCGAGGGUUUGUAACUGGUAGCUAUUCCAUCUCAAAACAGUCCUUAGGCCCCUUUUCAAGUUCAGCUGAAAUUCCAAAUCUCGCAUCCUAGCAGCCUGCUCUGGGUAGCAGAUUAAUUUCUACCUGAAAAAUAACUGUAUAAUAUAUGCUCAUUGGAAUUCUACCACAGUAGGAAGCUUGAGUCCAAAAUGUGCUUCCCUUUUUGAAAGGGAAAGGAAUUGGGGCAGAGUCAGCUGGAGGCCCAGGGAUUUCCUUUCAAGGUAUCCUGGUUGAAAAUUCUGUUUUGCAUAGAGAAAAGUGAUCUUUCCUUUUAAACAGUCCCUUUUGUCGCAUUACCUGUCCAGUUCGAAGUAUUUUUCCAGUGAAAAAAACACAUAUGAAAGGACCCAAACCAGCCUCAGCUCCCAAGCUGUGGCUCCUGUACCACCUGUGUGUAGCAGGGUGUCAGCUUGGUCACUUGAAUACUAACAAUUAUGCAGAAAUCGCUAAGAGCUUAACUAAGACAACAAAAUUCGGUUGUUAUAGCUGCUGGCUUGGUGCAAACUAGCGUCAAAGGGAGAGAGGGAACCGAAAAUCACCCCACGUUACUGUUUUACGAAAAGUGGGGUGUGGGUGUAAACCUGACAGCAGAGGGGGAUGAUUCCACCCUGACUCAUUGGGCCCAUUUCUCCAGCGUCAGAUGGUGACAUUGACAGUUGCUACUCGAUUGUUUGCUCAGAUGUCUUCGUAUGAUGAGCAAGGCCAAAGCAAGCCUCGACCGUUUCUAGCACCGUUUUCCAAUUUGCACAAAAGUUCAAACAGUAUUUCAACAGAUCUGCUUGAUUUUGGAUAGCUAAACGUCAGUGAAAAAUGGCAGCCAGCAGCACAUUUUCCUGCCUGGUUUUUUUUGUUGUGUUUGGGGGCAAGCACAGGGUAAUUCAUUAGCAAGGCAUUUCACUGUUGAAAUUUCAUUCUUGAAGCUUCCGAGUUAAGCGUUGGGGUCUGGCUGUGGGUCUGGCUGUGGGUCUGAGAUAAGUUUCAGCGGAGCUUUUGGUGACUGUCUCGCUGUUGUUUUCGUUACUAACACUCGUAGACUGGUGGGUGUGGAGGCGCACUCACCAUGACUUCUGCGUCCUGCUGUGCAUCCUUGGCUGCCCCAGAAGCAGUCUGUAGGUUGACUUGGGGGAUGGGAGGGUGGGGCGGGGGAUCGACCUCUUAGGAGACAGGCCUCCCCCUGCACAGAGGUUUGUUUGCCCAGUUUGGAAAGCCCCAUAUUGGGUCCCAGGAGGUGUGAGAGAGCCGGGCUUCUAGAUAGAAGGGACAUCAGGCGGUGUUUGCCGAAGGGCAACUCAGUCCAUCCACAAAGUCCAGGUGGGAUUGUGGGCUGAAUCUUUCAGGAGUUCUGCUUUGCUUUAGCCAGGCUUAUCCUGCGUGUCAUUUACCAUGACACCUUCUGAGGGCAUUCUAGAAGCUCCUCCCCGAUGAUUCCAUUCGGUUCUCCCUCGUAAUCUUCCUCUGGAAGAGCGAAGAAAUGAAAAGUACAGACCUCCCACCAGACAGGUGUCAUCUCUCACAUAAACCUAAACCACGGGAGGAGGAGGAGACAGCCAUCAGAGGACUAAACGUGAGAAGGUGGCACUCGCUCCUUCCGGGGGCGGCAGUGGUGGCAAAGAGGAAACGAGGGUCUCCUGGUUGGAGACUUGGGAGCAGAAAUGCUGCAUUUGACUCCUUUCUCACUCCAUGCCCACUGUCAAGAGGAGCGGGGACGACCCUCAGAAUCUGCAUUUGCCAGUCCCAUGCUGCUCUCGCAUGUCAGGUGUCACCUCAGCAGGAUCCUGAGGGUCAUGUCCUGGCUCCUCGGGACACGCGAGUUACCUGAGCAUAAGGCUUGGUCUCUGCUUUUUCGCCCCAUGUGGCGCCCUGGACAGCGGUGUUAUCAAGGAGCCCAAAAGGGCGGGGCUCUUAGGAGCUCCGAGUCACUCACACGAAGCAGGCCUUCCUCAGCACUUUUAGAAGCUUAAAUGUCACCAGUGGUUUAGGCCUUUUAAUCCCCCCAAAGAACAGUGUAGCAAGUACUUGGUAAAAGCUCCCCAUUACUGCACUCUGGGCCUGCAGGGACCCCGUUCACACGUGUGCUCUCAUUUGUCACCCUUCUAGGUAAUCCCAUACAGCCACCCCUGUCCCCUCGCCUCUUUGCCCAGAUGCUUCAGGGGCGUGACUUUCAGGCUUGCCUCACCAGCGGUCAGCAGCUGACCCUCAGGGAUGUAGCAAACCACCACUCUGCCAGCGAUUUAGAUAGGAAAAGUGAGGGGGCUGCUGGGGGGACAGUAACUCAAGCUCUCCUGACUUCUGAAGGGAGACUCUGCCCCCUGAUGGAAGUGCCCCUCAGCCUAAUGGUCCAAGUUCAGGGUGGGUGGGCCUGGGAUCUGCGCUGUGAGGAAGGGCCUCUGCGGAGAAAACGCCCCGCCCACCCCCAUCUGCAGCCAGGUGCGUGCCGCUCGGCAGCCUUCCCAAAACAUAGUAUGAAUUUUUAAAAUUUGUUUAUUUUUGUUUCUCAACCACUUUAUAAUGUAUUUUUUAAUUUAUUUUGUAAUGUCUUGUUUUUAAGUAUUGCUGCUAUCCUUGUUAUUCUUCCCACUGUUUUUAUUGCUGAUUUAUUUUGUGAAAGUUGUACACUAAUGUUCUGUUUUAUGUCAAAAUCAAAAGUAUUUAAAGAAAUACUAGUUCUAUUUAACGUGGUUAUGGAACCAGCUGGAAACACAAAACUGAUUGUACAGCAGGCUGGACCCGGGAGGUCAGGUUCAUUUUGUUACAUAUGCAAUAAACUCACAACUUUA